Messenger RNA from Larimichthys crocea (large yellow croaker), 2510 nucleotides. RefSeq names its product major intrinsic protein of lens fiber b (gene mipb). Gene Ontology annotation, biological process: transmembrane transport; water transport. The record is from RefSeq and is a predicted model, not a curated record. Gene Ontology annotation, cellular component: plasma membrane. Gene Ontology annotation, molecular function: water channel activity. The transcript has 4 exons. Bases 411 to 1202 code for a protein of 263 amino acids. Lineage: Eukaryota; Metazoa; Chordata; Actinopteri; Sciaenidae.
CCCUGUCUAUCCCCGUUUCUACUUUAGAAAUACCCCUUUAGCAUUGAUGCCCACCUCCUCUUGACAGCCCAGCUCAUCCCACCUGAGAUCUCCUUCCACAUUAUCUCACACCUAUGUCUUUGCGACAGGUGGACAGAGGUGGCAAGCGAACGCAGCUGAGUUGACUUUACCAACCCAGUUCACGGCUUGGUCUGUGAUCUGUUGAGUGGAUUCGUCUGUUGACGUUCUGAAAAACUUUGUUUUGUCUGAGCCGAGUUAGCUGACAACAAAAAGGGAGAUCCUUUUAUUUUUUUGUUAUUUUUGGCAUUUGAAGAGGACCAAAAAGGUACAUUUACCCUUUCCAGGCUCAACCUGAUUUAUUUUUAAAGAAUCUUCUUCAUUUUGUGGAGAGCAUCAAGUGAACGGUCACCAUGUGGGAGUUCCGGUCCAUGAAUUUUUGGCGGGCGGUCUUUGCAGAGUUCUUCGGGACCAUGUUCUUUGUUUUUUUCGGCAUGGGAGCUUGCCUCCGCUGGACCACCGGGCCUUAUCAUGUCCUUCAUGUGGCCCUGUGCUUUGGGCUAGCAGCUGCCACCUUCAUCCAGUCCAUUGGCCACAUCAGCGGCGGCCACAUUAACCCUGCCGUUACCUUUGCCUACCUUGUUGGCUCACAGAUGUCUCUUUUCCGUGCCAUUUUCUACAUGGUGGCCCAGUGCCUGGGUGCUGUAGCUGGGGCUGCUGUGCUGUAUGGGGUUACACCUGGCAACAUGAGAGGCAACAUGGCGAUGAACACACUGCAGCCUGGCAUCAGCAUGGGAAUGGCCACCACUGUGGAAGUUUUCCUCACCAUGCAGCUCGUGGUGUGCAUCUUUGCCGUGACUGAUGAGAGGAGAAACGGACGCAUGGGAUCUGCUGCUCUUUCCAUUGGCUUCUCCGUUACCAUUGGACACCUCAUGGGGAUGUACUACACUGGUGCUGGAAUGAACCCUGCUAGGUCCUUUGCCCCUGCUGUGCUCUUCAGGAACUUCAUCAACCACUGGGUGUACUGGGUCGGGCCUAUGAUUGGAGGUGCCAUGGGCGCCCUCCUGUACGAUUUCAUGCUGUUCCCACGCAUGAGAGGUCUGUCCGAGCGCCUGGCCACACUGAAGGGAAGUCGGCCCCCCGAGAGCGAGAACCAACAGGACACGCGCGGGGAGCCCAUCGAGCUCAAGACACAAGCCCUAUAAAUCUGCCCCUGCCCCCUUCUCCAACUGGGGCUGAGGGAUGAGGGACAAGGGCCCUGAGCUACGCCAACCCCACCUCCACUUCCCUCCCCAUGCCUUUACGCAACAUCGCACAAGACUAACCCAAAUACUCACAUCUAGACUAACACACGAUAAGAUUCCUCCAGCGCCACUGUAAAAACCGACACACCAAACAGGUUCACAACCUCCAACCUCAACACACAAGACUCCUCUACCCCCCAGUCCUCACUCUGUAUUCUGAACUGGACAUUCUGUUUUUGAUAAAUGGUGACCAGAACCUAAACCAAACUUGUCCCCCCAAGCCCUGCCUGCUUCUACAACUACGAUGUACAACUUAGAGGAGCAUGGAGACCCUGAAAAUGAGGUUUAGGGAGGUAUGAAGGGGAGACCGAGGGCAGGAUGAGGGUGAGGCAGGGAUGUGGGUAUGAUAUGAGAAGAGUAAGAGGGCAUGGGGAAGGUGAGGGUGGAGUUAAGGGGUGGGGGUUGGGGUUUGGGUAGGGUAGAGAGGGCAACACUCUGGGUUUGUGGUCGUUUCAAGUUGGGUUAGACCAGUGAAGAUGGGCAUGCUUUUUCAUUAUUCAUCUGAAUUUAUCUCCAUUUUAGUUUUUUUUUUUCUAGGUUCAUUUUGUUUUCUGCACUUCAGACACAAGACGUGGAUGUAUGAUACCAUUAGAUUUUACCAGGGUUUCACUAUUUUCAAUCACUACAUUUUAUCUGUGGGUUUGUGUUUGUGUGUGUGGAUACUUCUGCAGUAUGUGUGUGUGCAAGUGUGUGCGUGAGAGUGAGCGUGUGCAUGUGUGUGCGCCUGCCCGUGCGUAUGAGUGUGUUUGCAAGUGAGUGUGUAUAUGUGUGUAUGUGCGUGUGUGUGUGUGUGACAAGGUUGCAGAUACAGUACUUUUUAUUUCGUUUUAUUUUCAUUACCGCUCUCCUGUUUCGUACCAUUAACUGUGUUCAUUUUGUCAUCAAUUUUUAAGACAUGAUCAUUUCUCCUCCCCUCACUGUGGUAUUUGCUAUGAUAUUCAUUUUUACAUAAACCAUCUGCUGUUUUGUUCUGAACCAGCGCAAUCCAAAGGAAAUGUUGUAUCCCUAGCCUUUGAUAGUAGGUCUGUUCACUGCAGAUCGGCUGUGCAAGCUUUACAUUGAGUCUCCUUUUAUUAUUUGAUCCUUAUUGGGAGUACAAGGCGUUUCAACAAACAUUUCAACAAUAAUAAACAUAAAAAACUUGAUACAAGGUUAUGGUCAUUCUUCUUUCUUCAACUGCAAUAAACUAUUUUGGCCAGAAGAGGGCGA